GAAGAUGGUGAAGAGGAGUCUGAAGGCCCAGAUUCUGAAAGUGAUGAGGUUUUAGAUUUAUCCAAGAUCACGAAGACGAGGCUUAUUCCUUCAGAUGCUGGCCAAUAUAUUCUCCGUGUGUGCCAAGCUGAAUCCUGAUCCUAUUGAAGAAGAUGAAGAGGGACAAGGUUGGGUUUCAGUGCUGAUCAGAUGUGACCGAUCAAGAUUUCCAGAAAAUGACGAUUCUGAAUGGGAUUUCUCCCACAAUCCAGUGAGCUCUAUUGGUCAGUGAAAUGUCAAUCAUGACCGUCCUCAUUCAGUGCUUCAGGUGGGCUGCUAACAUGUUUGUGGUUCUCAAAUAUGAUUGUGCUCCUUUGGGUUAUGAUUAAGUUUCCUCAACAUCAUCUACUUUGUGCUUCAACAGUAAAUGUUAAACCUCUAA
Molecule: messenger RNA, 421 nt
Organism: Rubroshorea leprosula
Lineage: Eukaryota; Viridiplantae; Streptophyta; Magnoliopsida; Malvales; Dipterocarpaceae
Source: the annotation of a GenBank genome assembly